Girardinichthys multiradiatus is the source of this 6282-nucleotide messenger RNA. Its product is annotated as GDNF family receptor alpha-4-like. Gene Ontology annotation, cellular component: signaling receptor complex; external side of plasma membrane. NCBI's taxonomy places the organism in Eukaryota, Metazoa, Chordata, Actinopteri, Cyprinodontiformes, Goodeidae. Gene Ontology annotation, biological process: nervous system development. Bases 401 to 1771 code for a protein of 456 amino acids. The record is from RefSeq and is a predicted model, not a curated record. Gene Ontology annotation, molecular function: signaling receptor activity. The transcript is spliced from 8 exons.
CAUUGGCCAAUCACGUUAGUGCUUCGCCACAAUGUCAGCGUCCUGGUGUGGGCAACUGUCGAGCUGAGCACACAGAAGUGCAAACGCAACACGUUUGGGAGCCUUUAACCUGCAGAGAAUCUUUCCUAUUUUUCACGCAAUGCAUAGGAAAUCUACUGAAUAUAUACCUUUCUCAAUAUAAAUAUAAAUAAAUGAGGGGAGCGCCAAAAAUCGCGAUAGCUUGAAUCAAGUCUUUUCAGUUUUGUCAACUUUGAGCAGCAGUCCGUCCGAUCCGCUUCAGUCCGAGCGGACGCAGCAGCAGGAGCAAGAGGACAGAAGGGGACUGGAUGAAGCAGGAGACGGGCCACUGAGCUGCAGUGAGCCGGGUACCCGUUUCCCCAUUCCGCAACUAUAUCCCCUAAUGUCACCGGACAGGAUGAUGAUCAUUGGACUUUUGCUCAAUGUCUUCUCUCAGGGUAGUGUUACAGUAUCUGCGUCCUUAGACUGUAUGGUGGCGGAACAGGGCUGCAUCCGUGAGCCAUCCUGCAAAGGCAUUUAUCGACUGCUGGAAUACUGUGCAGCGGAGGAAGCCGUGUCGCCCCUCAGCUCAGAUGCCCGUCUGGAGUGCCUGGAGGCCCAGAACUCUCUGCAACAUUACCGCCCCCUUCAAGUCUGCAAGUGUCAGCGGGGCUCUCGCAGAGAGGACCACUGCCUGAAGGUUUACUGGACUGUGAGAUUUGCAGCAUAUGAUGAGUAUGAAGUGUCCCCAUAUGAAGAGCUGAAGCUAAAUCUGGUGAGAAACAUAGAGGUCUCACGCAUGGCCUCUAUUAUGGCAGCUUCUUCUGUUGUUGUGGACGGCCAGAACCAGUGUCUGAAGGCUGCUCAGGACUGUGGCCUGUAUGAGAAAUGUGGCUCGUUGCGGUCAGAGUAUGUGGUAGCUUGCACCAAGCGAGCAACAGCCACUGACAACAGCUGUAACCGCCAGAAAUGCCACAAAGCCCUACGGCGCUUCUUGGAGCGUGUUCCAGAGGAGUACAGCUUUGCUCUGCUCUUCUGUCCCUGCUCCGACACUCUGUGUGGGGAGCGCCGGAGGAAAACCAUUGUGCCAUCAUGCUCCUUUGAGGAGAAUGCAAGAGGGGAGGAAAGAGUCGGCAAACCCAACUGCCUCAGCCUCCAGAGCUACUGCUCUAGAGAUGAGCUGUGUAGAUCCCGGUUUGCAGAUUUUCAGCACAACUGUCUGCCCUCCUCUCUUUCUGCCUCUGGCUGUAUGCGAGAGAGCAGAGCCAUGUGCCUCAAGGCUUAUACUGGACUCAUAGGAACCAUCAUGACUCCAAACUAUGUGAGCAACAGCAGCACGGAGGUGUCCCAGUGGUGCACAUGUGAAGGCAGUGGGAAUGAACUGCAGGGCUGUCAACGCAUCCAACACUUGUUCAGCAACAACAUAUGUCUCCGCAAUGCUAUCAGCUCCAUGGGAAUCUCGGCGCCUCCUCCAGUGGAACACACUCCAGUGCCAGUUUCUCAGCCCUCCCCUCGCGUCUUCCAGGAGAGGGUCCAUGUUAGCGUCAACACGCUCCCUGAAUUCAACAGUAUGGAGGACAGUGACCAAGAGGAGGAGCAAGAAGAGAGAGCAAAUGAGGAGUUCAAUGUUAUCCCACCGUAUUCUGAGAAGGACUCUGACACUGAAUCAGGUGCCAGAGGGAGUCAGCGAGGAGAAGCUAGCCAAACAGAGCUCGCUCUGCCAUUACUGCUGCUGCCAGCUCUCUUCCUGAACUGGGAAUGUUGGAACGACUGAAGCCUCGACUUCUCUUUCAGCUUAGAGUUUGCAAUCGCUACCAGUGUCGAAUCCAUUGCAGCACUGACUGUACGCGGUUACGGAAAAGACAUAUAAAAGCCUCCAAAAAAGUUUGUCUUCUUUUCCUUCUAAGACUGUAAAACUUUUUUUUUAGUUUUGAGCCUUUUCAACAUUCAACAAGAUAUGACUCAUCUUUCCAUGUAUUUGUUUAAGUGUCCUUUCUUGAAAGGAAGGGAACAACAUGAGACAAAUGAGUGCAUGGGUGAAUUGCGAAGUGCUGUAUGGGCAAAAGAUAUAUCUAGAGCCUGCCUCUCUCUUAAAGUAAAACGCAAAUAUACACUAUUUCACCAAGAAGCAUAUCACCCAAGGCUACAUACACAGCACGCUCUCUGGAAAACCAUACUCAGUGUACUCAACUGCAACCAGGCUGGAGCACAGCUUUUUAUUUCUAUUUCAUAACUCAUGUUGCAUCCAUUUCUCUGCUUCCCCUUUGGCUCUUCCUCUCUCUCCUCAUCAUGCUGUGGUUAAGAAAGAUAAUCCACUUUAUAACAAGCUAAUAAAAAAGGAAACCACACUUAAACCACUUUGUAAAAAAAAAAGAGAAUCUCUUUUUAAAAUUGCUUCAUUUAAAAAAAACAAAAAACGAAGAUGAGCUUCGAAAUAGUGUGAUGUCACAUUUUGUACCCUUAUUUUCACUCCACGCACGAGAAGCAUGAAAAAAAGUUACUUCGCUCUUUUUUUUUUUGUUAACACACCGCUUAGUAAUACUCCUCAUGCACCGUGUGGCUCAAAACUCAACCGCGGGCAAAAGUAAUGAGAUCAAAUUCCAUUGCAGAAACGGUGUGGGUAGAAAAGCAACAUAAGCAAUUACUGCACAAUUCAAAUUGCUCGCAUGCAGGGGGGGGACGGGGGUGGUCUAGAGUAAGGCUCUUGGGAGAAAAAAGCCAAUUUGCUGCUGUCAUAGCCUCUCACUUUUUAUCCUUAGGAGAUCUGGUUUUAGUGCUCUUUCCCCAAUAUGUACUUUAGAUGUUUUGAAAGCAAAAUGAAGUGAUAGGGAUGGAGACAGGAGGCUGAAAAGCCUUCUGGCUGCUCUCAUCACUGGGCAGCACAUUUAGCCAUUCUCUCGACCUGAAAUAUCUUUUGCUGAUGUUAAUGUUUUUUCCUCUUAUGGCUCAUUUUCCUGUGAAAUGAUGUUGCUGUGGGGACAGCAGAGAGAUAAACUUGUCUAAUUUCAAGAUGGGUUUGCAAGUAACAACCAAACCAAGUUCUAUAAAGAUUUAGUUUUUUUAUGUUUGAAGUCACUAUAUGCCAUGGCUGACCUGAAAUUCAUCUGUGAGAUCUUACAAAUGAAGAAAAGACUGAAUGAACCCACGUUGUCUGGUCUUGUUUACUUGACAGUUUAUUAAAAUGAAGACUAAACUUUGGAUGCAAAUGGAGGAAGACAGAUGCACUGGAAGCCUACAAGCAGUGCUCCUCUGAAUCAACCUCUAUUUAACUUCAGACUUUCUAGAACUCACUGUUAAACUUUAAUUGGGGUUUGCAUGUUUAUAGAUAUUCCUUGACUGUUACUUGCUUUAGGGCAAAGUGACAUCAUGCAGUUAUUUGACCACAUCCUUGCUGAGAGAAGCUAAGAAGGGGAUGGAGAACGCUUCAGUUUGCAAAGCUCCUAUAUCAGAGGCAGGAGGUUAUAUAGGGUUAGGGUUCCCUACCCUUAUCAGUAAUCCCAUGCAUGGUUAACCUAUACACUGAGUCAAAGGAAACUGGACUUCUUUUAAGAUUCUUAAAAAUGUUUUAUAUCAAUUUCGGUUCACAUCUAAGGCAGUAUCUCACUUCAGACAUAAUUUUCUUGAACAACUACUAUGUUCUAAUCAUGACAUUUUGGGCCAGAUACCCAUCCAAGUAAAUUAGAAGUAGGAAUUUCCCACUACCGAGUCCUAAUCUGAUACUAUAUGAAAGUUUGACUCAUUGCAAUGUAUAAAAAGUCUAUAAAAUUUCACAAUACAUUAAAUCUGGAUUAUAUUGACUACUUUAGUAUUUUGAUUGUAGUCCACUUAACUCACUCAGCAGUAAGGAUUGUUUAGUAUUAGUUUUUCUUGACAACAGAUAUUUUGACCCAUCCGAGGUUUCAGCUCCAACACCAUUAAACUCGGUUUAGCUAUUAUGUUCGGACAUUAUGUCACCUAAAACACAUAGCUUUAUAAAAUGUUCAUAAACAUAUGACUCGACAUACAGUUACAUUCUUCAAUAAAGAUGUUUUGCUCCUUCCGAUGAUGCUUUAAUGUGUAGUUUGCACAGUUGCUAGGCUAACGUUAGCAUGUUCACUGUCUGUGUUGGUAGGACUUGCUAAUAUUUAGCUGGUGCCAAAUUUCUACAUAAAAUAUUUCAACAAAACUAACAGAAAUGUUCUCCUGCAUUACAAACGUUUCUUUAAACAUCAGAAAAUCUAAAGACUAGUUUGUCUGCUACACUCUACCCCACACUGGGGAUAUUGAAGGACAGAGACAUAACACUAACAUAGAGGACAAUAUCAAGAAAAUCCUUAACUGCGAUAUAAUUGCUGAAAAUAAUGAUAUCAAUUAUGAUUAACCCACAAGCAUUUAGCAUUUCAGCCAUUAAAUAUUAUAUCUGGUGUGGGCAUCAAGAGUAGUUACAGUCCAUCCAACUAACCAAGUACAUUUUCUAUUUGCAGAGAAUUAAUACCUUUUACUUGAAACCUACCAAAUAUUGGAUCCCCGCUGUCCUUUGAGAUAGCCCAAUUGCGCUCACUGAUAUUGCGACGAAAACUGUGAUUCAAUGUUUUACAGCUCCACUUCCUGUGCAUCUGAAAUUGUAGGAUGCACAAUCAGACAGGAAACCAGGACAUUGUGUAAAUCUCUCUGCCAUUAGUGUCACAACUUUAAAAUGCCUUAUAUACUGUACACACAUGUCACUGCAACUGCAACAUUAUUGAAAUAAAUGACACUAAGUACAGCAAUUGUCUAUUAAUGACACGAUUUAAUCUCAUGCUACUCACGGCAAACUCGUCAUCGGCACUGAUGAAGAUCCACUCACCCUAGCAUGCCGAAUCUUUUGAAGAGCUCCAACCGAGGGUAGCUCAUCCUAUUUUCCAAAUUAAGUCAGCUAUUAAUUAUUUGAGCGCAAUCAUAAUGCAUUGAACUGUAACUACGAGGUCAGUUGAUCCUUGAAUAAAUAAAUAACAAAAUAAAUAAAAUGAGAUGGUGACAUCAUAGCAAAAGUGCUGUGCCCUCUCGAUGCACAUAAACAACAUGAUUACUAGAUCCCUUAUCCCAAUACACACAUAAUAUGCAAAAGGGACAUACAUUUAUAGGAACACACAUGCUACAAAGGUGCAAUAGGACUUGAUGUUUCACAAAAUAAGACAACCUGCAUUGCAACACGGGUUAACAGUCUAGGUUAAAGGGUAAAAAGAUUUUAAAGAAAUGUUUUAGGAAAACACAGAUUCCUUACAUCAACCAAAUAAAAUGUACAGCCUAUAAUACAGUUUUGCAAGCCUUGCACAUGGAAAUAGACAGUCAUUCUUAAAAACCCUGUUUGCGCUCUGCAAUCUGGCUAACACAAGUAGUAGAUAACAUUACAGAAAGUGCUGCAACAAACGUUAUCGAGAGCUGAGCUAAUCAUUUUAAAAUGCGGUUCGGGACCCCCAUUUAAUAUUUGAGAUUAGAUAUCCCUUAAGAUAGAGUACAUUUUAUUAGCUUCUGCUUUUGGAUAACCUUUGAAAUUGCAACUGAGGAGUUGUCAUUUUGUGCUGAGAAACACAUUGACAAAACAUGGUUACAUGACAAACAGAAAGGUGCAGCUGGAAAUACAGUCUCUUUUAUUAUGAAUGUCAGUUUAAAGCAUGAAAAACACUGAUUUUGUUAUGGAAAAAAUCUGUAUGACCUACACUGUUUCGCAAGCCAUGCACACGAAAAUAGGCAGUUAAUAUAGGAACAGACAUUACACCACCAAAAAGAGAAAGGAGCUAAGUUUGGUCAGGAACUCCAAUAGUGAUCAUUUAAAAAUUAUCGAAAUCUGCAACUGGAGCAUAGAAAAAGAAGUCCAGCGGCUUUUGACUUAACCAAGAUGACUGUCACAACUGUAUCUGGUAUGUUUUGGCCUUAAUGACUGAUUAUGAGUUUACAUAAAUUCUGUCAGUAUAUUAGGUUUGUUUAUAUUAUCCCACAGAUGACUAGACCACAUGAGUUUUUAUGUAUAUUACAGUGUAAACAUUAAUGUCAAAACAUUGGUUCUAUUUGUUGAGGGGUUUCAAAGAAAAAAAAACUCAUUCAACAUUUAUAAAAUCUCUUUCAAGAACUAUGUAAAUACUUCCCAAAUUAGACAGUUUGUAGUUUGUAUCAUACCAGUGAUAAGACAAUGUACAGAACUGUAUCACGCUAACUUUAUUGUAAAAACAAAUCAUACAUAGCAGAUGUUUCUGUGUAUUUCCUGUAUCGUUGUGCCAUAGAAAAUGUGUGUCAAUUUGUUUAUAGAAUUAAAGUGUCAUUACAGUU